Molecule: messenger RNA, 1362 nt
Organism: Aspergillus pseudotamarii
Lineage: Eukaryota; Fungi; Ascomycota; Eurotiomycetes; Eurotiales; Aspergillaceae
Product: MAM33 family protein
Exons: 5
Coding region: 133-1065 (310 amino acids)
Biological process (GO): cytosolic ribosome assembly
Cellular component (GO): mitochondrial matrix
Source: RefSeq, a predicted model, not a curated record
GAGAGCUCCCGAGCUUGUUCUUGGCAGCGGUAACAUCAUCAGUUUCCUGUUCGUCACCUCUAAACUUUCAUUCAAAUUCUCCCCCCCCCCAACCCAACAUCCUUCGCAUCCAUCUAAACCUCACAAUUCAUCAUGUUGUCGCUACGCACCAUCGCCCGUUCCGUGCCUCGCACUAUCUCCCGCUCCAUUGUCACCUCUUCCCGCUCUGCUCUCUUCCGACCCGUCCCGACGGCUGCUCCUAAAAAUGUCAUUCUGCAAUCUGCUCUGAAGCCCUCCUAUGCUGCUUUCUCGACCUCUAGCGUAUUCAAGCAGUCUCAAGCUGAAGGUGACUUUGAGCUUGCUGCCAAGCUUGAGGAUGAACUGAAGCAUGAGAAGGCUUCCGGUCUUGAGGAUCUGGAUUCCUCCGUCCAGAACAUCCAGUACGUUCUUCAGAACAACUCCUGGGAGGUCAAGGACGUCCCCGGUGACCAGGAAGUUGUGUUGACGAAGAAAUUCGGCAAUGAGGAGAUUCGCCUCACCUUCACCGUUGCAGACCUUCAGAACUUGAGCGAACAAGAGGAAUUCGAUGACCAGGCGUUGAGUGACGAGCUGGAUUUUGAGGCCGGCCACCAGCCCGUUAACAGGGGUGCCAAUGGCAACGUUGCCCAGCACCCUGAGGAUCGGGUUGCCCCGGCUGAUCGCGAACUGGAUGAGUUGGACCGUGACCUGGAGCCCAGCUUCCCUGCUCGCGUCAACAUUACCGUAGAGAAGCCAAGUAACGGCGCUUUGCUGAUCCAAACUGUUGUCCAGGAUGGUCUCUUCCAGAUCGAAGAGGUCUCCUACUUCUCUAAGCCUGACUUGGCACAUGCCCAGACCGCUGAGAAGGACUGGGCUAGACAGAGCCUCUACGCUGGACCUCCCUUCGAGAACCUUGAUGAGGACCUCCAAACCUUCUUGGAGCGUUACCUCGAGGAGAGAGGUAUCAACGCAGAGCUCGCCAACAUGAUUCCUGACUAUAUCCAGGUGAAGGAGCAGAAGGAAUACGUUCGCUGGCUUGAGAACGUCAAGAACUUCAUCUCCGCUUAAAUGCGGAUCAAUGAUGCAUUAGUGUGUCUAUAAAGAUGCAUCGGUUAAAUCCCUACUCAUAAUUCUAAUCUUGCCUUUCUCAACUUUCCUCGUGAUCUUUUAGUGAGGGAGUUUAUCAUCACUUCCUGUCAUGUUAGCUUGACGUCUGUCCAUGCAAGUCGCCUAUGACCAUAUUUGCUAGGCAGUGUGCACGUGUAUCGAUAUAGAAACGAAUCCAGCAUCUAAAUGUAUUAUAUUCAAAACAUCAUACCAAAACGCCCUCGUGUUUGUACUGAGUUACAAUAUGGAAUUAUGAUU